CUUAGUGUUGGCUCUUCUCUGUCUAGUUUGCAUCUGACCACUCCCUGCCUGGAGAACUUGCACCGCUAAUUGUAGGUUUGCGGAUUCCCGGGACUGCUUGGAGUUUGUUGACACACAAGAAGGUUUAGACAGAUCAUCUCCCGUGAAAAUUAUCUAAAGACGCAUUAAGAGAAGAAUUAAAAAGGAAGAGCAUUUUAUUGUUUUGCUGUAUGUUCUAAAAAAAAGUCUUUGAAGCUGAGCUGCAUUUUCCCCCACCGUAUAAAAGUAACACCUUACAGUAUAUUCAAACCGUUUUGGAGCGCCCUCUGCACUAUUUGCAGGGAGACUAGGUGGAGCAUGAACACAUGCGUCUACAAAUCUCUUUAUUUCCAAGUCGCUUGCAGGGAGGGAGACACCUUAACUGCUUGAAGACAAAGUAGAGCGCAGUGCUGUACCUGAGUGCAUUGUAACAGAAGCAGACCAUGGAUGCAGAAACGGAGGCACAUGAUGUGGCUGAAAGAAGCAGACAAUUUUGUUCAUUUCAUCUCUUGUGUCUCUUUGGGAUGCUACUUUUGACCUUACCUCAAACAGAUUCUGUUAAGCAGACGGUUCCUAGAGUCAAGCUUGGCUACAAAGACCUGCUGUUCUCAAACAGUUGCACUCCAUUCCUGGGCUCGGCUAAAGGGGUUCACUUUCAGACCCUUCUUUUGGAUGAGGAAAAGGGGCGCCUUCUGCUGGGUGCCAAAGAUCACAUCUUUCUGCUUGACUUGGAUGAUUUAAACAAAGAUCCACGGAAGAUUGACUGGCCUGCUUCUAAAGAAAGAACAGAAUUGUGCAAACUAGCUGGAAAAAAUACACAUACAGAGUGUGCAAACUUCAUCAGGGUUCUACACAACUAUAACAAGACCCAUGUAUAUGCCUGUGGCACAGGGGCCUUCCACCCCAUGUGUGCUUUCGUUGAAGUUGAAGGCCGUGGAGAGGAAACUACAUUCCAUUUGAAUACUCACAGUGUCGAAUCCGGUAGACUGAAAUGCCCCUUUGACCCACAGCAGCCAUUUGCUUCGGUUUUAGCAGACAAAUACCUCUAUGCUGGAACAGCAUCUGAUUUUCUUGGCAAGGACACAACGUUUACACGUUCGCUUGGACCCUCGUAUGAUCAGCAUUACAUAAGGACUGAUAUUUCUGAACAUUACUGGAUAAAUGAGGCUAAAUUUAUUGCAGCCCAUCCUGUUGCAGACACCUAUAAUCCAGAUGAUGAUAAGAUGUAUUUCUUCUUUCGAGAAGCUACUACAGAAGGCAGCACUAGUGAUAAAACUGUUUUCUCCAGAGUAGCCAGAGUGUGCAAGAAUGAUGUAGGAGGUCUAAGAAGCUUGACCAACAAAUGGACAACAUUCCUUAAAGCUAGAUUGGUCUGCUCCAUCCCUGGGCUGGAUGGUGUUGAUACCCACUUCGAUGAACUCCAGGAUAUUUUUCUGCUAUCAACAAGAGAUUACAGAAAUCCUGUUGUUUACGGAGUGUUCACAACAACAAGUUCAAUAUUUAAGGGCUCUGCAGUCUGUGUAUACAGCAUGGCUGACAUCCGUGCUGUCUUCAAUGGACCAUAUGCCCACAAAGAGGGGCCUGACCAUAGAUGGACAGAGUAUGAGGGGAGAAUACCCUAUCCUCGGCCUGGGACUUGUCCAAGCAAGACAUAUGAUCCACUUAUCAAAUCAACAAAGGACUUUCCUGAUGAUGUCAUCAGCUUCAUUAAAUACCAUCCCAUGAUGUACAAACCUGUAUAUCCUAUUACUGGAGAACCCAUAUUCACAAGGAUUAAUGUGGACUAUAGGCUGACCCAGAUUGUUGUGGAUCGCGUUGUAGCAGAAGAUGGACAGUAUUCUGUUAUGUUUUUGGGGACAGAUGUGGGGACUGUGCUAAAAGUGGUAAGCAUAACACAGGAGAACUGGGUUACGGAAGAGGUGGUGCUGGAAGAGCUGCAGGUGUUUGAGGUCCCUUCACCAAUUCUGACCAUGGAGAUAUCCUCCAAACAGCAACAGUUAUAUAUUGGUUCCAGAGAUGGCCUUGUACAAGUAUCUCUGCACAGAUGUAACAUUUAUGGAAAGGUCUGUGCUGAGUGCUGUCUUGCAAGAGAUCCCUACUGUGCAUGGGAUGGAUAUUCCUGUUCAAGAUAUGUCCCAGCACCUAAAAGACGGGCUAGAAGGCAAGACAUAAAACAUGGCGAUCCUUCAAGCCAGUGUUGGGAUCUAGAGGACACUAUGGGUAAUCAGUAUGCUGAAGAAAAGCUCAUGUUUGGUGUUGAACAUAACUCAACCUUCCUGGAAUGCAUCCCAAAGUCUCAGCAGGCAUACAUCAGGUGGUUUCUGCAAAGGUCUGGGACUGACCAUCGGGAAGAGGUAAAGCCUGAUGAAAGAAUAAUGAAGACAGAGCUGGGCCUUUUGAUUCGUUCACUCCACAAGAAGGAUGCAGGAACUUAUUAUUGCGUUGCACAGGAACAUACUUUCAGCCACACUAUACUCAGGCUGAACUUGAAAAUAAUUGAGAAUGGCCAAAUGGAAAACAAGCAGGCCAAAUCAGAGGAUCAGGUGUCACGCACACAAGACGCCAUAGCAGAGUCGCGUCUCACAUUGGAACCUCGCUACAGAUACAAAGACUAUCUCCAGCUGUUAAAUAACCCUCUCUUUACAAUUGAUGAGUACUGCGAACAAAUGUGGUACAGGGAGAAAAGGCGUCAGAAAAACAAAGGCUCCUCAGGAAAAUGGAAGCACGUGCAAGAAAGUAAGAAAAGCAGAAACAGAAGACAUCACACCCGUCAUCCAGACCACAAGCCUGAUGCUGUUGACACAUAAAACCUUUUCUGUAGCCAGUAUUCUUUUGAUUUUUAAAACACAAAGACAAUAUUGAACUUCAUUACCUUCAUUAUGUGUUUAAAAUGGAACUUUUUAAAGAUAAAGCAUACCUUACAAAUUCAUUAUCAUACACUUUAAGUAUACUUCUGAAGUGACUGUGGACCAUAUGCAAGGUAUUAUGGUUCUGGACCCUGUUUUGACAAUACAUGUGUAAUAUAAUGCAUGAUGAUACAUCCUUAAUGCUGAAUAAAUGUAAAUAUUCAAAUGGAUUUUACUGUAUAGCUUUAGUACAUUUGUUAGAAGUUCAAACGUUUUGCUUGAAUUCAUAAGUUUGAUCUAAAACCAAAAGGAUACGUUCAUGACCUGUUCUCCUAAAACCUGGCUCUUCAAUGUGGGUUUUUGAUUUAACCAGAUAUCUUUAGAUGUUUAUAUCUGUGAAAGUAAUAAAGAUAAAAAGGUGCCUAUGGGUCUGUGAUAAACCACUAAAUCACUCCUUCUGAUCAUGUUGGCAAAAGGAUUAAAAAUGCAAAUAUGAGAACUGAACUCGAAAAUCCAGGUUUCUGGAGAGCAGACUAUAUUUAACAAAAACUAUAUGUUAUAUGUUUGAUUAUUUUUUAUACUGUACAAAUCUGAAGUUCAUUUAUUUUGUGUAGACUAAGUAUUCAACAUUUGUGACAAUGUUAUUUAUUAUAGUUUUGGUUUUACAGACCUUCAAAAUAUUGAGGUACUUUCCCUGUCUUAAUGCAUUUGAUUGUGUUCGGUAUCUUUUGAACUCCUGUCUUUUAGCACCAUUAGACCAUUAAUAUUUCUCAGAAGGUCUGCUUAUAUUUUUAGUUAAUUUACAUUUAACUUAUAAAUAACUUCAUUUAGACACCCCACCCUUGGUAAGUUGAAUAAAUGCUUAAGAGUCAAUGUACUUAACAUUCUUGUGGAAUGUUAACUUACAGUAUGUAUUGUAUUUCUGCUGUAUAUUUCUGACUUAAAUCACAAAUAAUUGUUGUAUCAUUUUUCAACAAUAUUAAACCAGUCUGAACAUUCAGUUUCUGAUGUAAAA
Lepisosteus oculatus (spotted gar) is the source of this 3879-nucleotide messenger RNA. RefSeq names its product sema domain, immunoglobulin domain (Ig), short basic domain, secreted, (semaphorin) 3D (gene sema3d). Gene Ontology annotation, molecular function: semaphorin receptor binding; chemorepellent activity. NCBI's taxonomy places the organism in Eukaryota, Metazoa, Chordata, Actinopteri, Semionotiformes, Lepisosteidae. The record is from RefSeq and is a predicted model, not a curated record. Gene Ontology annotation, cellular component: plasma membrane. Gene Ontology annotation, biological process: neural crest cell migration; negative regulation of axon extension involved in axon guidance; negative chemotaxis.